AUGGCGACUUUAGCAGAUGAGCUACUGAACGAUUUUGAGGACUCGGGAUCAGAAAAUGAAGCCAACGAGGAGACUGGGGCUGACGACCUUGCAGAGAGUGCUGAUGGCGAACCAGCAGUUAAAAAGGCAGCAUCUUCGAUAAUUUCUAAAAGAAACGGCGAUGACGAGGAUUUGGAUGGUGAUGUCGAUAUGGGAGCCACCCUCGACGGCGACUUUGCCCCGUCGCAAGAGGAAGAAGAAGAUGCUAAAGCUAAAAUUGAGAAUAUGCGAUUUUCCCGAGUGAGCGAUGUAAGAAGUGUCGCACGCCUGAUGAAGACCCUACAGCCUAUAUUAGAUAAAAUUUCCCAUUACCAAUCCUUACCGCCAGAACAGCGAACGACAUCCACAGGUUCUAUUGAAGAUAAUCCAGAGUACCAUCUUCUGACAGAGUCAAACUCUCUCUCUACCUCCAUCGAUAGCGAAAUUAUACUAGUACACAAAUUUAUUCGGGAUCAUUACUCUGCUAGAUUUCCGGAACUUGAGACUCUGGUUACAAACCCCUUAGACUACGCGAAGACGGUGGCUAUUUUGGGAAACAGCCCUUUGAACGAUAUUAAAUCUCUGGCGCUUUCAGUGCACAACAUGGUUGGCGCGACUUUAAGAUCCGUUCUUGAUGGACCUCUGCUGAUGGUUGUCGCCGUCGAAGGGACAACCACAAGGGGUGUAGAACUAACCGAAUCUGAACUACGCACGGUUUUGGAUGCGUGUGAAAUGAUGCUCUCCCUGGAUAAGGCCAAAUUUAUUCUUACAGACUAUGUUCAAUCGCGAAUGAACAUCUUCGCACCGAACCUUACAGCCCUUAUUGGAUCCCUUACUGCGGCCCAACUUCUCAACUACGCCGGAGGCCUUACAGGCUUAGCCAAGAUGCCAUCGUGCAAUAUACCCCCAUUAGGCUCGAAAAAGCAAACUCAAGCGGGAUUUGCUACUAACGUUGGUAUUCGACAUCAGGGGUUUUUAUACCACUCACCCAUUAUCCAAGAAAUUCCAAAUGACUUAAAACGCCAGGCGAUGCGUAUCGUUUCAGGCAAAGUGGCCUUGGCAGCCCGCGUCGAUAGAGUGCACAGCAGUCGGGAUGGGUCAACAGGCGAAGAAUUGAAACAGGCAUGUUUAGAGCGGCUUGAAAAGCUAGCAGAGCCUCCACCAAAUAAAGGUCCCCGGGCCCUCCCUGCUCCGGACGACAAACCAUCCAGAAAACGCGGUGGGCGUAGGGCGCGAAAAGCCAAGGAGGCUACUGCAAUGACGGAUAUGCGAAAGGCUCAGAAUCGCCUGGCUUUUGGUAAGGAAGAAAAGGAAGUUGGCUACGGUGCGGGAGAAGGUACCAAAGGACUUGGUAUGCUCGGUCAAGAGAACCUAGGACGGAUUCGUGCUGCCCAAAUUGAUCAAAGAACGAAGGCGAAGCUCAGCAAGUCCAACAAAGGGUGGGGUGCUGCUUCAACAGUGGGAGGAACGGCGUCGUCGCUGCGUGGUUUUGGCCAGACUGCUGGAAGUGCAUCUGUGCUAAACGGCCAAGGACUCAGGGCCGCUGGGGUGGGGCCGUCCGUGGGAUCAGGGACAGCGAGUACCAUUGCAUUUACACCAGUUCAAGGCUUGGAGCUCGUCGAUCCCAAAGCACAGGCUGAACUUAGCCGCAAACGCAAAGCAGAAGAAGACAGGUGGUUUAGGAGCGGCACGUUCACGCAGGUCGGCGGCGGUCAACAACCAGAUACGGGAGGAUUUAAGGUUCCAGCGCUCCCAACCAAACGACUGAAUACUGGCGACGGGAAAAUGGGACCUCCGCCUCCUCCGCUCAAAAAGCAAUGA
Ophidiomyces ophidiicola is the source of this 1839-nucleotide messenger RNA. RefSeq names its product U4/U6-U5 snRNP complex subunit prp31 (gene PRP31). Gene Ontology annotation, cellular component: U4/U6 x U5 tri-snRNP complex; U4 snRNP; precatalytic spliceosome. The transcript is spliced from 2 exons. NCBI's taxonomy places the organism in Eukaryota, Fungi, Ascomycota, Eurotiomycetes, Onygenales, Onygenaceae. Gene Ontology annotation, biological process: mRNA splicing, via spliceosome; spliceosomal tri-snRNP complex assembly. The record is from RefSeq and is a predicted model, not a curated record. The coding region runs from base 1 to 1839 and encodes 612 amino acids.